CCAAGGAGGCGACACCGGCCGCCGACCUCACUGGCACAGCCGGCCCGCGGCUUCCGUUAAAGUCCUGGGGCCCAGACCCCGGAGGCAUGUUGCAUUUAACCGACGCACACACAGCAAGACGACACUUGACGCUCGUCGUCGGGGGGCUGCUUUCUUUGGCCACUCAUCAUUUGUUCAUUACUGCUGCUCCUCCUUCCCCGGGCUCCGUCCUUCUUUUUCCUCCUUAUAAACCAAAAACCAGGUGCAACCUUCUUCGGCUUCGACUCACUCCGCCCGCGAUCUCGCUCCUCGUUUCAGUUGCACGCCACCGGCUCUCCAGCGACCUUCGGGAUGCCGCUGUGGUGGCUCGGCCGGAGGAAGUCCAAGUCCAAGGCCUGCAAGCACAGGGCCGGCGGCAGGAGCCCCGCCGCGGCGGCCGUCUCCGCCGUCUCCUCGCCGCGCAGCUCCGUCGACAUCGGCUCCCCGCCAGCCUGCGCCCCGCUCUGGAGGCCCAAGCCGCACGGCCUCGACACGCCGGCGCCGCGCCGGGUUGAGCGGUACGGCGGAGGUGGUGGUGGCGGCACGGGCGGCGCCCCGGAGGGAGGGCAGGGGCCGGGGCAGCCGCUCCCGCCGCCGGUGUCCAGCUCGUUCCCGCUCCCUCCGGCGUGGGGGGCCUGGCCGGGCUACGCGUCCGCGGCGGUGUCUCUGUCCAGCGGGAGUUCGUCGGGAUCGUUCGAAUACGACGAGGAGCGACUAAUUUACAGGUACGCUGAUCUAGUUGUCUCCUCCAGAGGAAGGCUUAUGCCACCUGAUGAACAUAAUAAGGGCAUGGUGCAAGACAAGUACCUUGUCUCAUGCAGUGCUCUCCGGGAGCACCAGAAAUUCUCUAGGGUGCCUAUCGAUAAUGUGAGAGAAGUUCAUUUGCCAAGCUGUGAGCCUUCAAUGAGUGAAGACAGUUGUUCGCACGAUGGAAUGUUACCCGAUGCUACAUUCUAUGCAAGAACAAGAAGUCUUUCACCUGGGCCAAGGAGGCAUGGAUUUUCUGCCACUGAUGCAAGUCCAAGAGAUUUUGUCUUCAGUCCAAGGUCACCACUGAAACGGAUGGAUGAUGUGAGGAUUUUACCUCAACCUUUGCCUCUUCCUCCACUUCCUGCUGCUAGCUCACCCCUCCCUUCAUCUGGCAUUGGUUUUACCCAAUCCCAAUCACAAUGGAAAAAGGGGAAGCUGUUAGGUAGCGGCACAUUUGGUCAGGUUUAUCUUGGAUUCAACAGUGAAAGUGGGCACUUUUGUGCAAUCAAGGAGGUACAAGUUAUUUUGGAUGAUCCACAUUCAAAAGAACGUCUUAGGCAAUUGAAUCAGGAAGUAGAUUUGCUUAGACAACUCUCAGAUCGAAACAUCGUGCAAUACUAUGGAAGCCAACUGACUGAUGAAGCUCUCUCCAUCUAUCUUGAAUAUGUUUCUGGUGGUUCAAUUCAUAAAUUACUUAGAGAUUAUGGUCCUUUUAAGGAACCUGUGAUCCGUAACUAUACUCGGCAGAUUCUUUCUGGACUUGCCUAUUUGCAUGGUAGGAAUACUAUGCACAGAGACAUCAAAGGAGCAAACAUACUUGUUGGCCCUACUGGUGACGUCAAACUUGCUGACUUCGGUCUGGCUAAAGAUAUAACAUCUUUUGCUGAAAUAUCCUCUUUCAGAGGAAGCCCAUAUUGGAUGGCUCCGGAGGCCGUAAUGCAUAGCAAAGGGUACAGUCUCGCGGUUGAUAUCUGGAGCCUUGGUUGUACAGUUAUUGAAAUGGCAACUGCUAGACAUCCUUGGCAUCCGCUCGAAGAUGUACCUGCACUAUUUAAGAUUGCAAACAGUAAAGAUAUACCAGAAAUUCCAGAAAGUAUUUCCAAAGAAGGGAAGGAUUUCUUGAGUUUGUGCUUAAAGCGUGACCCAUUGGAGCGCCCCUCUGCAACUCAGUUACUGGAUCACCCUUUUGUUUAUGAUCAUCUAAGAGUGGCAAAGUGCAGUGCUACCCAGUUGAGAAAUGGACCAUCUUCCCCAGUAGAGGCAAGACAUAACAAGUCGUCCCACAGAGAAUCUUCAUCAAAGAGAAACAUUGCUCCUUUACGGGAUAUUGAAGAACUAAAUGCGAGAGAUUUUGCUGGAUUUGCCACAGCUUACCCUUCGCCUCAAAAUACCUCCAGCUCUACUGCAGCGACAACAAACAUGUCUUUACCAGUGUCCCCAUGUUCAAGUUCAAGCCCGGUGCGGCAGUUCAAGCAAUCGAAAUGGAAUGACCUACCUUCCCCACCGCACCCAGUAGACUCUAUGCUGGACCUAAUGAGACAAAGCACCGUGGUUCCAGAUCCUUGGCUUGAUAUCGGCCAGUUGAGACCCGGAUCCCCAAGCCCAUAUGGCUCACCGAAGAGAUUCUGAGUCUGAUCUGUAGAGCUCUAGGAUGAUGAUUCGACAUUCGAGGCAAUGGUUUUGUGGACGCUAUCGAUUGUAACUGUGCCUAUUCGGAUCUGAUUCACUGACUAGAAGAAAACAAGGUGCAACCUGAGAUAGGCUGAUCUCUGUAGACUGUUGAUAUUGGAGUAUAUGCAGGUGUUGUAAACAGUCAUUAUACAUCGGAUAUUAUACAUCUAAUAAAUUAUAAAUACAAAUAAUUUUCGAUGCUUAA
Molecule: messenger RNA, 2644 nt
Organism: Brachypodium distachyon (stiff brome)
Lineage: Eukaryota; Viridiplantae; Streptophyta; Magnoliopsida; Poales; Poaceae
Product: mitogen-activated protein kinase kinase kinase 3
Exons: 11
Coding region: 331-2397 (688 amino acids)
Biological process (GO): protein phosphorylation
Molecular function (GO): ATP binding; protein kinase activity
Source: RefSeq, a predicted model, not a curated record